This is a messenger RNA of Chiloscyllium plagiosum (whitespotted bambooshark), 2534 nucleotides long. Its product is annotated as WD repeat-containing protein 20-like. The record is from RefSeq and is a predicted model, not a curated record. Gene Ontology annotation, molecular function: protein binding. Lineage: Eukaryota; Metazoa; Chordata; Chondrichthyes; Orectolobiformes; Hemiscylliidae.
GGCCAGGAGGGGGCGGUGUCGGUGUCGGCGCGGUUCCGGCUGAAGAUGGCGGCGGAGGGCGGAGGGAAGGAGCUGAACGAGAUCAAGUCGCAGUUCCGGACCCGGGAGGGAGCCUACAAGCUGCUGAGCCUGUCCGAGUACAGCCGCCCGAACCGGGUGCCCCUGAGCGCCACCCAGGGCACCAACCCGGUGCGGGUCUCCAUGGUGAACGUGAGGGACCAGAGCGGCAGUGGGGACCGCAUCUGCUUCAAUGUGGGCCGCGAACUCUACCUCUACCUGUACCGGGGCCCCAGGAAGGCAGCAGAUCUGAGUAAACCCAUUGACAAACGUAUCUACAAAGGGACACAACCCACCUGCCACGAUUUUAACCAGUUCACUGCCACGCCCGACAGUGUCUCGCUUGUAGUUGGCUUCUCUGCAGGACAAGUCCAGUACCUGGAUCCGAUCAAGAAAGAAACCAGCAAGUUGUUCAAUGAAGAGAGGUUCAUCGACAAGACCAAGGUGACCUGUUUGAAGUGGAUGCCGGAGUCUGAGAGUCUUUUCCUUGUCGCCCACACCAGUGGCAACCUCUACUUGUACAAUGUAGAGCACCCGUGUGGCACCACCGCACCUCACUACCAGCCGCUGAAGCAGGGGCCGGGCUUCACCGUCUACACCUGCAAAAGCAAGUCGAGCCGCAACCCGCUCCUGAAGUGGUCCGUCGGGGAGGGUGCCCUCCAUGAGUUCGCCUUUGCCCCCGACGGCAAGUACGUGGCAUGUGCCAGUCAAGAUGGCAGCCUGCGGGUCUUCCACUUUGACUCAAUGGAGCUGUACGGCGCAAUGAAGAGCUACUUUGGCGGGCUGCUGUGCGUGUGCUGGAGCCCAGACGGCCGGUACAUCGUGACGGGCGGGGAGGACGACCUGGUGACGGUCUGGUCCUUUUGGGACUGUCGGGUGGUCGCCCGUGGUCACGGCCACAAGUCCUGGGUCAGCGUGGUGGCCUUCGACCCUUACACAAGCAGCGUGGACGACGGGGAGCAGCCCGAGUUCAGCGGCAGCGACGAGGACUUUCAGGAGCAUGCCCCGCUAGGCCGCAAUCGGACCAACAGCACUUUAUCCCGACUGUCCAAGCACAACUCCACAGACGGCCGGGCGACGAACGUGACUUACCGCUUCGGCUCAGUGGGGCAGGACACUCAGUUUUGUCUGUGGGACCUGACGGAAGACAUUCUGUUCCCCCAUCAGCCCCUCUCACGAGCUCGGACACACACGAACAUGGUGAACACGACCGUGCCCAGCUCCCUGAGCUGUGGAAGCCACACCAGCAGCCUCGCGCUGGAAGCCAACAUGGCUAACUCCAUUCCGCACUCGCUCUCCCGGUCGAACAGUCUUCCGCACCCGGCCGUCACGAACGCCAACAGCAAGGCCCACUCGACGGACGGGGGAGUGCCCUUCAGCAUCAGCAAGUUUGCCACGCUGACGCUGCAUGACCGCAAAGACAAGAGCGCAGAGAAGGAGCACAAGCGGAACCACAGCAUCAGCCAUGUCAUUAGCAAGAGCAACGAUAAGCUCAACCUGGUCACGCGGAACAAACUCGACACUGCCAAGACUUUGGGGACCACCUUGUGUCCCCGCAUGGACGAAGUGCCCUUGCUGGAGCCUCUGGUCUGUAAAAAGAUCGCACACGAGAGACUAACGGUGUUGAUAUUCUUGGAGGACUGCAUAGUCACUGCUUGCCAAGAAGGCUUCAUUUGCACAUGGGCACGGCCAGGUAAAGUGGGUUUGUUGUCGGCACAGAAUCAGGCUAAUUCGCCAAGUGGAACGGUGGUGUAACUGGACCUCUGGUGCAAAAGUACUUUCUGUCGAGUGGGCACUGCCAGUAUUUCAGUACUCGCCUGUUGACUAUCGAAGCUGCUGAUGCACUGACAUUCCCAGUUCUGGGAUAAGGAAUCCCCAAAUUGUUCACCCAUGACUGGUGCAAACAAACUCCUUUAUUUAUUAAUAGAUUGAACCUAAAUCCCUCGGUGGAGUUUGAACCUCAGAUCACAUCUAAUUUAUGUAACUUUACAGUCUAAAAUGUAACCCAGCGAGCAGAGCAGGAAGCUUUAUCAGUGUCUUACUCCAGAUAGAUUAUUAUAUAUUAUGUACAUAGACAAAGAAACUAAUUAAGGACAGGGCAAUCAGUGUAAUUCUUAUCACAGUAUCAUUUACGAGAAGACAGCAAUACAAAUUAUGAGCAUCUGAAAUAGGAUUUGGAUGAAGUCCUGGUAUUUGGAAAAGUUUCUCUCCAAUAUGAUAUGGAAAAGCAUUUGAAGAAUUGAGGCCUUGACUGAACAAUUUGUCUGACGCUGUUUGUAAAGUGGGCCAAUGGAGCGUUGAUGGCCGCUAUUUUUUUAUUUGCACUUAAUCACGGUGUUCUACCAGAAACUGAGCUGUGAUGCACUACAUUUGGUAGCAUUACCUUGGGCCAUAAAUAUUGUCCAUGCUGUAAUUUGAAAAUGAUAACAAAUGACCGGUUUCUCCUUUAUUAAAAUAUUUAAAAUAUGUUUCUAACA